AUGUCAGGCGGAUCCAGUCUAGGCGUAGGAGGAUCGCAAGGUUUCGGGGCGAGCACGCCUUUGGGCGCCUCCUCGAACGCCAUGGGAGCAAGCGCCAAUGGUGGGGCAGGCAUGGAGACGCUGCAAUCUUUCCCUCAACUAAGCAUUUCCGAACUCUUGUCCGUUCUAUCCGAAAUGGGAACGCCGGCGACGUCGGAGGAAUUGAGCAAACCUACACCGGAAUUCGCUGCAAAGGUGUUUGGAGCGUUUUUGGAGAGCUUGAAUGGAGUGACGGGCAAAUGGAUCGAGAGGCAGAGAGAUGCCAUUUGUGGUCAGCUGGAAUACAGAGUGAGUGGUUCUUGA
Messenger RNA from Ceraceosorus guamensis, 342 nucleotides. RefSeq lists its product as hypothetical. Gene Ontology annotation, cellular component: kinetochore; Ndc80 complex. Lineage: Eukaryota; Fungi; Basidiomycota; Exobasidiomycetes; Ceraceosorales; Ceraceosoraceae. The record is from RefSeq and is a predicted model, not a curated record. The coding region runs from base 1 to 342 and encodes 113 amino acids. The transcript has a single exon.